Molecule: messenger RNA, 1364 nt
Organism: Lytechinus variegatus (green sea urchin)
Lineage: Eukaryota; Metazoa; Echinodermata; Echinoidea; Temnopleuroida; Toxopneustidae
Product: neuropeptide SIFamide receptor-like
Exons: 2
Coding region: 205-594 (129 amino acids)
Biological process (GO): neuropeptide signaling pathway
Cellular component (GO): membrane
Molecular function (GO): neuropeptide receptor activity
Source: RefSeq, a predicted model, not a curated record
UCUCAAAUGAUUUCUAAGCAGAGUUUAAGAUGGACUGAAUUUUGGAUCACUCAUGACUUAUGACUGAUGGAACAUUGUGUUUAUCUCUCUUAAUCAUUUUCAAAAGAAGUGAUUUCGUGACCUCUUCAAAUAAGAUUGUCAUUUACGAGUUUAAGUGAUUAACGAUCCCUCUUCCGAACAAAUCUCGACUUUGCGAACAUUAAAAUGACGACUUUAUCACCAGCCACGUCGCCUGCACUGACGAUCAGCGAACUAGCGACGACUAUCACGGGUGGUGUGUCGGGUACGUUGCCCGAUGCCGACGAUGUCAGCACCACCGUGGCGGCGACGACAAUGAGUGGUUUUUCUUCUUCAACACAGGAAGCGAGUGAUAAUUCGGGAUGGUCCUCGGGUUUUGACGAUCAGGUUUGGAUCAAAUUCUGUUAUGGUGUGAUCGCAGUCCUCGGUAUCUUUGGUAAUUUCAUGGUGAUGUUCACUGUAGCACGUGUCCGAUCGUUGAGAACGCUUACUAACAUGUUCAUCGUAAGUCUGGCUGCAGCAGACUUCAUCACGUCGGUCUUUCUUAUUCCACUACAUCUUGGUAAGUUAUAUUGAUUUGAUACUCUGUAUAGGGGCCGCGGUACGGCCCCAGCUAGCCCCCCCCCUCCCCUGCUUUAGCGGCCCCUGCUCUGUAAGAUAUGACCUGCGUAUUAUCCUUAGAGGAUGUUUAUAGCGUGAAGAUGAAAUCCUGGAAUUCUUGCCAAAAGAUCAAAAGAAUCAACCUGUGUUUCCAACCACUGGAGCACAAGUUAUUAAAUCUUAUUAAAUCUUGUUCCACUUUACACUCCUUAAAAUCAACUCUUAAAAGAAAUACCAUUCAAUCUUAUUCAUCGCGUGCUUCAAAUAAAUCCUCAUUAACCACUACAAUUAAAUAAAAUAUAAUAAUAAAUUCUACUGCUAUCUACAGCACCUGCACCUACAUUGCACCCACUUGUUCAGUAAUUACCAAUCUGAGUCACGAACCCUUUUUAUGAUGAGGCUGCCAUCAAUUACAAGCCUAACCGCUCACGAUGGCGGUCUCCUGCGUUCAUUUGUUAAUGUUGCUUUUUAUCAAAUUUGAAGUAUAUGCUCACAUCGUUGUUUUUAUAGUUGUGUAUUAUAUUUAUAUUGUAUACAUUAUGGAUUAUUUUGUAUAUUGCAACCAAUGUAAAUAUUUUUGAUAAUGUAUUGUAAUUACCAAUCUUAGUCACGAACCCUUUUAUGAGGCCGCCAUCAAUUACAAACUUAACCGCUCACGAUGGCGGUCUCCUGCGUAUUGUGAUGUAUUGUGAACGCAGAAAUGAAAAUAAAACAAACAAACAAAACAAACAAGUUGGGAAACUGCA